This is a messenger RNA of Adineta steineri, 972 nucleotides long. The record is from the annotation of a GenBank genome assembly. Lineage: Eukaryota; Metazoa; Rotifera; Eurotatoria; Adinetida; Adinetidae.
AUGUCUAAUGAAUCUUCAUCAAGCAAUACAAUUAUUGCAAUGCGAUUAGUAGAGAAAUAUUUAUAUCAAUUUGGUUGUCCAGUAUUGAUGCUUAUAGGUACUAUCAGUUGCAUAUUAAAUUUAAUUAUAUUUACUCAAAAAACUCUUCGAAAAAAUCCCUGUUCACUCUAUUUUAUUGGAUACAAUCUUGCUAAUUUUCUAUAUAUUUACUCAUCAUUAUUAUCUCUCACACUUGGUGUUGGAUACAAUAUUGAUCCAAGUGCAUACAAUCUGAUCAUCUGUCGUUUACGUCUUUACGCAGUCAUUCUUUUCAAUUGUCUCAGCCCAUUUUAUAUGAUUUUGGCAUCUAUUGAUCGCAUUUUGAUUACGUCACCCAAUGCUCUUACUCGAAAACGAAGCAAUCGUCGUCUCGCUUAUAUAUGUAUACUAGUUGGUACAUGUUUUUGGAUGGUAUUUCAUAGUCAUGCAUUAAUUGCUACAAAUAUCAUUCAACUUGCUCCUAAUUAUUUUCUUUGCUAUUUUUCACCAGGUGUUUAUUUUGUUUUCGUAAGUUACUACUCAAUUAUGAAAGAACUUGUGGCACUCUUAUUAUUAACAAUAUUUGGACUAUGGUCUAUAAAGAAUAUUCGAAGUAUGCGUCGUGUUCGAGCUGCUCCUGAUAUAUCUUUGAGUGGAACUGCCGUAGGAGAUAAUGCGUAUUCUACUUCUUCUAAAGAUCGACAACUCGUUUUGAUGUUACUGAUGGAUAUCACAAUCUAUGGGCUAUUUAGUUUUAUGUAUGCGAUCUUUCUCAUGUAUCAACAAAUCACUCAAAAUGCUAUUAAAAAUGCUGAACAAAUAGAGAUGGAAAGCAUUAUUCAAUAUUUGUGUUUGUUUGGUAUUGGUAUUCCAUUCUGCACUGGUUGUUAUACAAAUCUGAUUGUAUCAAAAACCUUUCGACAUGAAGUAAAGAAAGUAUUUACAUGGAUAUAA